Molecule: messenger RNA, 972 nt
Organism: Eremothecium cymbalariae DBVPG#7215
Lineage: Eukaryota; Fungi; Ascomycota; Saccharomycetes; Saccharomycetales; Saccharomycetaceae
Gene: BRR1
Product: Brr1p
Exons: 1
Coding region: 1-972 (323 amino acids)
Biological process (GO): spliceosomal snRNP assembly
Cellular component (GO): small nuclear ribonucleoprotein complex
Source: RefSeq, a predicted model, not a curated record
AUGAGCCAUACAAGUGGCCCAUUAGACCCAAUAUUUGGCCAGUCUAGGUCAUUUGAUUGCAGUGGCGAAGAAGUUAACCCUGAUGUAGUGAAAUAUUUGGAGUUUGUAAGGAACGAAGCAUUACGCACUAAUGCAACAAAUUCCAGACAAGUUGCAGCUGGUAGGAAGAGGGUUGAAAUCAGCUAUGAAGAUGAUGUGCCGAAUUUAAUCGACUCAGAAUUGUCAGAUAGGGCUAUAGAAUUACCAUUUGAUGUGGAUGAGGCAAUUGAGUGGUUCAAAUCUUUACGACAUUAUGCCCAAAGUUCAAGUGAACCGUCUCAAGGCUACAAUAAAGAAACUUUGGAGUUCCUUUUAUUCAGUUUAAAACAAUAUAUUGAUUCCAAAAAUGAUAGUGGUGAUGAAAUGAAAAAUCUAGCUGAACUUCUUAAAGAUGUAAAACCAGUAAAAGAAAUAGAUUCCCUUGAACUCGAUGAAAAGUGGGCUCAAAAGCUUAUCCUAAGGCUCACAAGACGCAAUUUUGCCAGUUUAGAAAAUCUAAAACUUAAAAUAAAUUCUGUAAUUCCCAUUCCUACUCGAGAUAAAGCUUGGAGGGUCCAUAUCCCAUUAAAUGAACCUACCCACGAAUUUUUCCAUAGGAUGAGCUCACAACAGUUGUUUGAACUAGUACGCUACAUGGACGAAAAUCUAACCGUUGAACUCCAAUCCUCUAAUGCUGUUGACUAUUCUCAAUGGCUGUUUUAUUUGCUUCUACACUUACCUGAUCAUUUAACGGCGAGUGGGGUGUCCAAAGUAAGGUCAUUAGCUAAGAAAGCCAGGGAAUUUGUUGUGAAUAAAAAUAGUAAUGCUCCCCUACUCGAGUUCCCCUCUGAGAUGUUACAUGAAGAACUGCCAACUGCUCAAAUGACAUCUGUGCACUUAGUAUUAGUUGUUGUUAGUGUAAUAUACGGGCAGAGAGACCUUCUACGAUACUGA